Saccharomyces paradoxus is the source of this 3279-nucleotide messenger RNA. It is a transcript of the gene GDH2, whose product is annotated as glutamate dehydrogenase (NAD(+)). NCBI's taxonomy places the organism in Eukaryota, Fungi, Ascomycota, Saccharomycetes, Saccharomycetales, Saccharomycetaceae. Gene Ontology annotation, cellular component: mitochondrion. Gene Ontology annotation, molecular function: L-glutamate dehydrogenase (NAD+) activity. The transcript has a single exon. Bases 1 to 3279 code for a protein of 1092 amino acids. The record is from RefSeq and is a predicted model, not a curated record.
AUGCUGUUUGAUAACAAAAAUCGCACUGCUUUAACCUCAUUGAACACACCAGAUAUUGCUUCUUUAUCAAUAUCAUCCAUGUCGGACUAUCACGUGUUUGAUUUUCCCGGCAAGGAUCUGCAGAGGGAGGAAGUGAUAGAUUUGCUAGAUCAGCAAGGCUUUAUUCCCGACGAUUUGAUUGAACAGGAAGUAGACUGGUUCUAUAACUCAUUGGGUAUCGAUGAUUUGUUCUUCUCGAGAGAAUCUCCUCAAUUAAUCUCGAAUAUCAUACAUUCUCUGUAUGCUUCCAAGCUAGAUUUCUUUGCCAAGUCGAAAUUCAACGGCAUUCAGCCAAGGCUAUUUAGUAUAAAAAACAAAAUCAUAACUAAUGAUAAUCAUGCUAUCUUCAUGGAAUCUAAUACUGGUGUUAGUAUAAGCGAUUCUCAGCAGAAAAACUUUAAAUUUGCCAAUGACGCCGUCGGAAACGAUACGUUGGAACAUGGUAAGGAUACCAUCAAAAAUAACAAGACUCAAAUGGGUGAUUCUUGCCCACCUUAUGAAUUAGAUUCUGAGAUUGAUGACCUUUUCCUGGAUAAUAAGUCUCAAAAAAACUGCAGGUUAGUGUCUUUUUGGGCUCCAGAGAGCGAAUUGAAGCUGACUUUUGUUUAUGAAAGUGUUUACCCAAAUGAUGAUCCAGCCGGUGUAGAUAUUUCCUCUCAAGAUUUACUAAAAGGGGACAUUGAGUCUAUUAGUGAUAAGACCAUGUAUAAAGUUUCGUCUAACGAAAAUAAAAAAUUAUAUGGUCUCCUACUUAAGUUGGUUAAAGAAAGAGAAGGUCCUGUCAUUAAGACUACUCGCUCUGUAGAAAAUAAGGAUGAGAUUAGGUUAUUAGUCGCCUACAAGCGAUUCACCACAAAGCGUUAUUACUCUGCUUUGAACUCUCUGUUCCACUAUUACAAGUUGAAACCCUCUAAAUUCUAUUUGGAAUCGUUUAAUGUUAAGGAUGAUGAUAUCAUCAUCUUUUCCGUUUAUUUGAACGAAAAUCAGCAAUUGGAAGAUGUUUUACUUCACGAUGUCGAGGCAGCAUUGAAACAGGUUGAAAGAGAAGCUUCUUUACUGUACGCUAUUCCAAACAAUUCUUUCCAUGAGGUUUAUCAAAGACGUCAAUUCUCACCCAAAGAAGCCAUAUAUGCCCAUAUUGGGGCUAUAUUUAUUAACCAUUUUGUUAAUCGUCUUGGCUCGGACUAUCAAAACCUUUUAUCUCAAAUCACCAUUAAACGUAAUGAUACUACUCUUUUGGAAAUUGUGGAAAACUUGAAAAGAAAGUUAAGAAAUGAAACUUUGACUCAACAAACUAUUAUCAACAUCAUGUCGAAGCAUUACACUAUAAUUUCCAAGCUAUAUAAGAAUUUUGCCCAAAUUCAUUAUUAUCAUAAUAGUACCAAAGAUAUGGAAAAGACAUUAUCCUUUCAAAGAUUGGAAAAAGUGGAACCCUUUAAAAAUGACCAAGAGUUCGAAGCCUAUUUGAACAAAUUCAUCCCAAACGAUUCUCCUGAUUUGUUAAUUCUAAAGACACUGAACAUCUUCAAUAAGUCCAUUUUAAAGACAAAUUUCUUUAUCACAAGGAAAGUAGCCAUAUCAUUCAGAUUGGAUCCUUCCCUGGUCAUGGCAAAAUUUGAGUAUCCAGAGACCCCCUAUGGUAUAUUCUUUGUCGUCGGUAACACUUUCAAAGGUUUCCAUAUCAGAUUCAGAGAUAUUGCAAGGGGUGGUAUUCGUAUAGUUUGUUCCAGGAAUCAAGACAUUUAUGAUUUGAACUCCAAAAAUGUCAUUGAUGAGAACUAUCAAUUGGCUUCUACUCAACAACGUAAAAAUAAGGAUAUUCCAGAGGGCGGUUCUAAAGGUGUCAUCUUAUUGAACCCAGGACUAGUAGAGCAUGACCAAACAUUUGUCGCCUUUUCCCAAUAUGUGGAUGCAAUGAUUGAUAUUCUAAUCAACGAUCCAUUAAAAGAAAACUAUGUCAAUCUUUUACCAAAGGAGGAAAUAUUAUUCUUUGGCCCAGAUGAAGGAACUGCUGGUUUUGUAGAUUGGGCAACUAACCAUGCUCGUGUGAGGAACUGUCCAUGGUGGAAAUCAUUCUUGACUGGUAAAUCCCCAUCUUUAGGUGGUAUUCCUCACGACGAAUAUGGUAUGACUUCAUUGGGUGUUCGUGCUUAUGUCAAUAAGAUUUAUGAAACCUUAAAUCUAACCAAUUCCACCGUCUACAAAUUCCAGACGGGUGGUCCUGAUGGUGAUUUAGGGUCCAAUGAAAUCCUUUUAUCUUCGCCAAAUGAAUGUUAUUUGGCAAUUCUGGACGGUUCAGGCGUACUUUGUGAUCCUAAGGGCUUGGAUAAAGAUGAAUUAUGUCGCUUGGCUCAUGAAAGGAAAAUGAUUUCUGAUUUUGACACUUCCAGAUUAUCAAAUAACGGGUUUUUCGUUUCUGUAGAUGCAAUGGAUAUCAUGCUACCAAACGGUACAAUCGUAGCUAACGGUACAACCUUCAGAAACACUUUUCACACCCAAAUUUUCAAAUUCGUGGAUCAUAUUGAUAUUUUUGUUCCAUGUGGUGGUAGACCAAACUCAAUUACACUAAAUAAUUUACAUUAUUUUGUUGACGAAAAGACUGGAAAAUGUAAAAUUCCAUAUAUUGUGGAGGGUGCCAAUUUGUUUAUUACACAACCUGCCAAAAACGCCUUAGAAGAACAUGGCUGUAUUCUGUUCAAGGAUGCUUCUGCCAAUAAAGGUGGUGUCACAUCCUCAUCAAUGGAAGUAUUGGCCUCAUUAGCGCUUAAUGAUAACGAUUUCGUGCAUAAAUUUAUUGGAGAUGUUAGUGGUGAGAGAUCUGCGUUAUACAAGUCAUACGUUGUAGAGGUGCAGUCAAGAAUCCAGAAAAAUGCUGAAUUGGAAUUUUGCCAGUUAUGGAAUCUAAAUCAACUAGAUGGAACUCACAUUUCAGAAAUUUCAAAUCAAUUGUCUUUCACUAUAAAUAAAUUGAAUGACGAUUUAGUUGCUUCUCAAGAGUUGUGGUUGAAUGACCUAAAGUUAAGAAACUAUCUAUUGUUGAAUAAAAUAAUUCCAAAAAUUUUGAUCGAUGUCGCUGGACCUGAGUCCGUGCUAGAAAAUAUCCCAGAGAGCUAUUUGAAAGUUCUGCUAUCAAGUUACUUAUCAAGCACUUUUGUUUAUCAAAACGGUAUUGAUGUUAACAUAGGAAAAUUCUUGGAAUUUAUUGGUGGCUUAAAAAGAGAAGCAGAAGCAAGUGCUUAA